This is a messenger RNA of Perkinsus marinus ATCC 50983, 150 nucleotides long. RefSeq lists its product as hypothetical. The transcript has 2 exons. NCBI's taxonomy places the organism in Eukaryota, Perkinsozoa, Perkinsida, Perkinsidae. The coding region runs from base 1 to 150 and encodes 49 amino acids. The record is from RefSeq and is a predicted model, not a curated record.
AUGUGGUCUUGGUGGCUCGAGAAGCAGAACCAGAUAAAAAAUGGUGAGAUACCAGCCAACACCCCAGGUUAUGCUAUGGUCAAGUGGAACAAUGAGGCCGAACAGAGAUGGCUCAAGACGCUCAAUGUUGAGGCUAUGAACGAGGAGUAA